Messenger RNA from Colletotrichum karsti, 774 nucleotides. RefSeq lists its product as uncharacterized. The record is from RefSeq and is a predicted model, not a curated record. NCBI's taxonomy places the organism in Eukaryota, Fungi, Ascomycota, Sordariomycetes, Glomerellales, Glomerellaceae. The transcript is spliced from 3 exons. Bases 1 to 774 code for a protein of 257 amino acids.
AUGCAUCACAGUCGCAGAAAGUCGGGCAACACCUCCAUGACGGAGAAGACCGUCACCGCAACUGAUCCCACUCGCUACGGCAAGCGCCCGACAACACUCUCCAGACGCCAAACACCCGUUACUGCACAAAAGCUCGGCAAGAACCCCAGGGAACGCGAACGCGAAUGGCAGGACUCGUGGGACGAUGACCGGGAAAGCUUCCCUCAGUUCUGCAUGACAUGCGAGAAGCAAUUCGUGCCCCAGGACGUCAAAACCCUGUACUGCUCAGAAGCGUGCCGCCAACAUGACCAGCAGAGCGUGUCAACAGCGAGCAGGAGUCACAGCCUGGCGCACGCGGGUCACUACCCCUUCUAUGCUGCAAACAACCCCGAACCCAGAGACAUUGUCCCUCGCGCGUCGCCAUCGAGGCCCAACUCGAUGCACUUCUCCCCGCCCACGACACCAGGUGCCACCAGCGGUGCUCAGUACUCCUCCGCCAUCUCCGCCUUGAGGUCGCUCAGCAUCCGCCCUCCCAGCCCGCCAUCGCCCUCGACGUCUCACCCGGGCCUGUGGCCCUUCAACAAGAGCAGCGCCGCCAGCCCCAGCUCCUCCUACAACCGCAGUGGCAGUGGCUUCUUCCCCGCAACCUACGACGGCGGUUACGCUUCCACCGGGUACGCCUACAACUACAGCUCCAGCGGCAUGGAUCGGCCGCUGCCGACGCGGAGACCCACUGGCCCGGGUUACUCUAGGCCGAAAAGCAUCGAGUUGGUGACCCCCAUGGUCGGUCGCUAA